Molecule: messenger RNA, 3137 nt
Organism: Cryptotermes secundus
Lineage: Eukaryota; Metazoa; Arthropoda; Insecta; Blattodea; Kalotermitidae
Gene: Ufc1
Product: ubiquitin-fold modifier-conjugating enzyme 1
Exons: 4
Coding region: 35-538 (167 amino acids)
Biological process (GO): protein K69-linked ufmylation
Cellular component (GO): cytoplasm
Molecular function (GO): UFM1 conjugating enzyme activity
Source: RefSeq, a predicted model, not a curated record
UGGAGGUACUGUCAAGGAAAGUGACAGGUUAAAAAUGGUGGAUGAGGCAACGAAGAAAUCGCUAACUUGUAUACCUGUUCUUAAAACAAAGGCUGGUCCCCGUGAUAAAGACUUGUGGGUACAGAGACUGAAAGAAGAGUACCAAGCUUUAAUUCAGUAUGUACAAAAUAAUAAAGGUGCGGAUAAUGACUGGUUCCGGUUGGAGUCUAAUAAAGAAGGAACUAGGUGGUUUGGAAAGUGUUGGUAUAUCCAUAACCUACUAAAAUAUGAAUUUGACAUUGAAUUUGAUAUUCCGGUGACUUAUCCAGCCACAGCUCCAGAAAUAGCACUACCAGAACUUGAUGGAAAGACUGCAAAAAUGUAUAGAGGUGGAAAGAUUUGCUUAACAGAUCACUUCAAACCAUUAUGGGCUCGUAAUGUUCCAAAAUUUGGCAUAGCUCAUGCCAUGGCAUUAGGACUUGGACCAUGGCUUGCUGUAGAAAUUCCUGACAUGAUUGAAAAAGGAGUUAUUUCAUAUAAGGAAAAGACAGAAGGGUGACUGUGCUGGGCACUAGAUCAACAAAUUUAUACAGCAGAUAAGGUGGUUAAACUUUGAUUGGGUUGUAAUUGGGAUCCUGCAAGUGUGAUAUUCAGAACUGUAAGUUCAGUUUCUUAAGCUCACUGCAUUGUCUGAUUGAUAAAAUUGUCAAUUAUGGUCUUCUGCGGUUUACUUAAAAGACAUUCUCAAUAGUACAGAUUGUACAGUAUCAAAUUAUAGGAUGAUUAGUAAAUAAUGCAUUGGGAAGAAUGUGGAAAAAAGUGGUUAUGGGUUUGGUGUACUAUGCUGGAAGUUGCCUGGAGGGAAUGAGGAAAACUACAAAAAAGAACUUAAAUCUCUGCGCAGUAAUUUGAACCUAGGGCCUCCUCAAAUAUGAAGCAGAAAUGCUAGCCACACAACUGUGAUGUUUAGUAAUUAGGGUACUGAUCACUAGAAUGUUGAGCAUAUUUCAAAAUUCAAUAUUAACAAGUGACAUACUAUUUUGGGUUUGUUUAAGAAUGAAGUCACAGCCGACCACAGCUCACAAACACAUAACCUCUUUGCUAUAAGUAUCAUACCUUUCAUGAUAUAGACCCAGAACUCCAGAUUCAUGCAAACAAGUUAUUACACUGACUUCAUUUCCAACAUGCAUUAAAAAAAGGCCUUGAAAACAGUGUUCUGCCAUUUGAAAUUACCCAUACCACCAUUUGACCAAGAAUAAUAGACAUUAUGUCCAUAUGUGACAGACCUUGGUAUUCUUGUACAGUAUGGUGCACAAAAUAGUUCCCUUUCUGGGAAUCUCAUGGUUACUAUAACCAUUAUUUAAUGGUACAGAUCUCCAGUAUACACAGAUACCAAGACUUGGAGGUCUGUACUUGGUGGAUUAUGUAUUCGGUAUGGUCUCUGUUCUGCCAUACAUCUGAAAGAUGAAUGUGUAUGUUCAGGAAUUCACCUUGUCAAAUGUCUGCCAUAAUUUUGUACAGUCUGGCAACCAGGGUAACAAGGCCAGCUUUUGGAUAGAGGGGGGACAGUUUUUCCUUUAUGAAUUAUUAAUGAUUAAUGUCUGAACCUCACCCAGUGUUAACCUUAGUGUGAAAGUCUGAUGGUGGGGUCUAAUUCCCUCCUGAUUCAUAUCUACAAAAGAAGACUCCCUGGGAUUUUAAACGGUCCUGUUAACUUUCAUUCGGUGUUUGCAUCACAGCAAACUCUUUCUUGGUAGUAUUUUGUAUGGUGGGUGCAUAACUGAGCAUCAUGCCUCAAAAUUGCAUUACUCGUACUGCCUGUGGAACAUUUUUCUGCUUCUUAAAUGAGGUCUCUGGUGUGUGCUAUACAUAUUAUUGAUCAUUAAACUUUAAGUUAAAAUAACAUUUAUUGGCUAUUAAUCAUCUGGCACUUUUGAAUGGGAGCAGCUAGAUCCAGACUGGUACUUAGAGAAUUAGCACCCUAAUUGAUUGUUUUGUCUUUCUGGUAAUUUGGCAUAUUUUGGGAGGAAUUUCAUUAACCAGUAAUAUUACAAACUGAGGUUUGAAUUUUAUGUGCUGCUGCACUCUUGUACUAUAUAUUACAAUGAAAUAUUUGUCUUUAUGAAACAUGAUAUAUUGUAUUUCAUAAACCAGACAUUGUUUUUAGUUACUUUUUACAUUACCUUAACAUUAAGAGUGAAAUAUGAAUGGCAUUAAGCAGAAGACGUUUCUGCUUCUGUUUUUGUUAUUGUUCAUUUAUUUCAAAUAAAUAAAUAUAGCAUAUGUAAUAUAUGAAAAAACUGAAAUAUAUAUAUGUAUAUAUCUGCAAAAAAAAGUACACUGUAACCCAACUAAACCAAAUCCUAAAGUAAUUCAAUGAAGGCAUAUUGUAUUUUAGUGUCAUAUUGUAGAUAUAUUAUUUUACAUGAUUUGGCACUUUGUGGCUGUCAUCAGGUAAAAUAUUUACACUCUCUCUCUCUGUGAUUUUUGCCUACAUUGGCCAAUGUUUACAACUGGGGGAGAUUUUAUAUGUUGGCGUUAACACUGACAACAUGUAUGACCUCCCCCAGUUGUAAACACUGGCUAAUGUAGAGGAAAAUAGCAAAGUUGAUGACUAUAAAGUGCCAAAAUGUGUUGUAAAAUAAUAAUUUAUACACGAUUAUGGUGAUCGAAUCAAUAAUAAGUAAUUCAAUGAAGAGUAUGUUGCAUAAUUUGGCGAUGGCAUGAAGUAAGAAGUGUCAAACCCAGAAGACAAUACUUUUCAUAGUCACCAGUGUGAAAACCUCAGAUCCAACAUUUCAAUGAAAUCUUUCCAGGCAAUCAGCCAUGUCAGUUUUGAGUUAAUAUCCAGUGUCUCAGAGAAUUCAUCUCCAUCAUUAGGAAUUGAUGUGUGUGCAUGUACUUGAAAAUAAAAACCAGUUUAUAAGGGAACUGAAGAAUUUACUCAUUAAUGGGUGUUACUACUCAAAUGAAGACUAUAUGAAUGAUAAAUUCCUAAAUACUGGAUAAUGAUACAUGCUAGAGGUAAACAAUUGUUACAUAUUUUGUUAGCUAUUCGUUAAGAAUUAUUUUUUUGCUAAUUUUAUAAUAUCAAAUGACAUGUCCUACAUCAGUGUAAUCUGAUCUAUUGGAUUAAUAAACAUGAAUGAAUGAAUAUG